ACAAGCUGGUUCACACCACAUUCUACUGAGGAAAUCGCUUCAAAUAACCGAAAUCAUCCCGACAUUGGCUCCAGCAGCUCCGCAACUACCUACAGCUCGUCAAAUUGUUUGAAUAUGGAUGAAGGAAUUCUGACGAGAGACGUUGAAAUGGCUUUCAGUGAUGAAAUUCCGACUUUUUCUAAAACCGUAAUUUUUUUAAAAAUUUCAAAAAUAACAUUAUAUGAUUUUGCAGAGGACCUCCAAUUCCGUGUUUCCUCCUGCACCUUAUCGAAAUUCGUUCAGUUUCCAGCCCCGGACAGCUCAGCGGUUCCUAAUUCGAAUGCUCAGCAAGAAGUCCAACUUCCACAAGACAUUUCUGAAGGACGUGGCUGCGGAGUUGGCCAGAAGAGCAACGUCCGUCUUUACGAGAUCGGACCCCGACUGGCCCUGGAACUCGUCGAAUUGAAGAAGGAAUCGAUAAGGACGAAGUUCUCUAUCACAAGAAUAAUGCGAAGACUCCAGAUGAACUGAUGAAACUGAGAGUUUAUAUGGGCAAGAAGAAGCACAUAAAGAAUCGUCUUGAGCAGGAAAGCGAGCAACGCUGCUGCUACUGGACAAGUUGAAGAAAGUUGAGAAUCAGAAGGAGAAGGAUAGAGAGAUUGUGAUGAAUCGAAAUAGGUACACAUUGCAAUAAUUGAAUGCUCCUAAUUUGAUAUUUUUCAGAGAUAGGACGUUCAACAGAUCGUGGUGGAGGUGGAGGCUUCCGUGGAAGAUCAGGAGAUCGCGAUGGAGGAUUUUGAGGUGGAUUCGAUGGAGAUUGAGGAGGCUUUAGAGGACGUGGAGGUUGUGAUUUCCGUGGAGGCGAUCGAGGAGGACUCAAAGGACGUAGCGGAGGGGCGAGGUGGAGAACGAGGCGGUUUCCGUGGUCGUCGUUAAUUC
Molecule: messenger RNA, 918 nt
Organism: Caenorhabditis elegans
Lineage: Eukaryota; Metazoa; Nematoda; Chromadorea; Rhabditida; Rhabditidae
Source: the annotation of a RefSeq genome assembly